AUGAGUCAAAUCGACGUGCAGCUCAAGGAUGUCGCCAUCCUGGGCGCCAUCCCCAACGACGCCCGCAAGAUCCUCACCAAGGAAGCGUGCGCCUUCCUGGCCAUCCUCCACCGCACCUUCAACCCAACCCGUAAAGCUCUUCUCCAGCGCCGUAUCGAUCGCCAGGCCGAGCUUGACAAGGGUCACCUCCUCGACUUCCUCCCAGAGACCAAGCACAUCCGUGAGAAUGACGCCUGGAAGGGUGCUCCUCCCGCGCCCGGUCUCGUCGACCGUCGUGUUGAAAUUACCGGCCCCACGGACCGGAAGAUGGUGGUGAAUGCGCUGAACGCCGAUGUGUGGACCUACAUGGCGGAUUUUGAGGACUCGAGCGCCCCGACCUGGGAGAACAUGAUUAACGGUCAGGUCAACCUGUACGAUGCCAUCCGUCGCCAGAUCGACUUCAAGCAGGGCAGCAAGGAAUACAAGCUGCGCACCGACCGCACCCUCCCGACUUUGAUCGCCCGUGCCCGUGGCUGGCACCUGGACGAGAAGCACUUCACCGUCAACGGAGAGCCGAUCUCCGGUAGUUUGUUCGACUUCGGUCUCUACUUCUUCCACAACGCCAAGGAGCUGGUGGCUCGCGGGUUCGGGCCUUACUUCUAUCUUCCCAAGAUGGAGUCCCACCUGGAGGCCAGACUGUGGAACGACGUCUUCAACCUGGCUCAGGACUACAUCGGCAUGCCCCGCGGAACCAUCCGUGGUACGGUCUUGAUUGAGACCAUCAGCGCGGCCUUCGAGAUGGAUGAGAUCAUCUACGAACUCCGUGAACACAGCUCGGGACUGAACUGCGGUCGCUGGGACUACAUCUUCUCCUUCAUCAAGAAAUUCCGCAAGCACCCCAACUUUGUCCUUCCCGAUCGCUCGGACGUCACCAUGACUGUGCCCUUCAUGGAUGCCUAUGUGAGACUGUUGAUCAAGACCUGCCACCGUCGUGGAGUUCACGCUAUGGGUGGUAUGGCCGCUCAGAUCCCCAUCAAGGACAAUCAGGCUGCCAACGACAAGGCUAUGGAGAGUGUGCGCGCCGACAAGCUGCGUGAGGUUCGUGCUGGUCACGACGGUACCUGGGUGGCGCACCCGGCUCUCGCCGCGAUCGCCUCCGACGUAUUCAACAAGCACAUGCCCACUCCCAACCAGCUCUUCGUGCGCCGUGAGGACGCCCAUGUUACCGCCAACGAUCUCUUGAACACCAACGUGCCUGGCAAGAUCACCGAGGAGGGCAUCCGGAAGAACCUGAACAUCGGUCUUUCGUACAUGGAAGGCUGGCUCCGUGGAGUCGGCUGUAUUCCGAUCAACUACCUGAUGGAGGACGCUGCCACCGCCGAAGUGUCUCGUAGUCAGCUCUGGCAAUGGACCCACCACGGCGUCAUCACAUCCGAGGGCAAGAAGGUCGACAAGGCCUAUGCGCUGCGCUUGUUGAAGGAGCAGGCCGACAGCCUGGCGGAGAAGGGCCCCAAGGGCAACAAGUACCAGUUGGCAGCCCGCUACUUCGCCGGCCAGGUGACGGGCGAGGAUUAUGCGGAUUUCUUGACCAGCUUGUUGUACAACGAGAUUUCCUCAGCGGGCCAGGUGUCCAAGCUGUAA
Messenger RNA from Aspergillus bombycis, 1620 nucleotides. Its product is annotated as malate synthase. Gene Ontology annotation, biological process: glyoxylate cycle. Gene Ontology annotation, cellular component: cytoplasm; peroxisomal matrix. The record is from RefSeq and is a predicted model, not a curated record. The transcript has 4 exons. The coding region runs from base 1 to 1620 and encodes 539 amino acids. Gene Ontology annotation, molecular function: malate synthase activity. NCBI's taxonomy places the organism in Eukaryota, Fungi, Ascomycota, Eurotiomycetes, Eurotiales, Aspergillaceae.